GUUAGCGCAGACGGAAGUGGUACUGCCCUGACUAGCCUAAGCAGCGAAACGGGAGGACGACUUGAUUCUGCGAGCGUUUACAGACAAAAACCGGGAGUCGAAAUUAUUAAACUUCUCGACAUGGACAAGAGCGACCUGGUGCAAAAGGCUAAGCUAGCCGAGCAGGCUGAGCGCUACGAUGACAUGGCUGCCUCCAUGAAGGCCGUCACCGAGGGCGGAGGCGAGCUGUCCAACGAGGAGCGCAACUUACUGUCUGUGGCUUACAAGAACGUGGUGGGAGCUCGCCGCUCCUCCUGGCGCGUCAUCUCCAGUAUCGAGCAGAAGACAGAGGGCAAUGAGAAGAAGCAGCUGAUGGCACGCGAGUACCGUGAGAAGAUCGAGACCGAGCUGCAGGACAUCUGCAAUGAUGUUCUGAGUCUUCUGGAUAAGUUCCUCAUACCUAACGCUAGCAUGGCAGAAAGUAAAGUCUUCUACCUGAAAAUGAAGGGAGAUUACUACAGAUACUUGUCUGAAGUGGCAUCUGGAGAUGCAAAGAGAUCAACAGUGGAAAACUCUCAGCAGGCCUAUCAGGAUGCGUUCGACAUCAGCAAGAAGGAGAUGCAGCCCACACAUCCCAUCAGGCUGGGGCUUGCUCUCAACUUUUCAGUUUUCUAUUAUGAAAUCCUCAACACCCCAGAGCAGGCCUGCAGUUUGGCAAAGACGGCUUUCGAUGAAGCAAUUGCUGAGCUUGACACUUUGAACGAGGACUCUUAUAAAGACAGCACUCUGAUCAUGCAGCUACUAAGGGACAACCUCACUCUGUGGACAUCAGAAAACCAGGGUGACGACGCGGAUGCCGGAGACGGUGAAAACUAAAGGCGUUGCACUUCACUGUUUAAAUCCACCCUCACUCUUUAUCGUACACAAACGGCCCAUAAUUCCCUACUCCAUCUCCUUCACUUUAACUGGCCUUUCUGUAUGACGAGCAGCAUGAACUGUAUGUAGUACCGGGUUAUAACCACCCCCUCCUUACCAGUGAGGUAAAGAGGGGAUUCAAUAUUAAAGCAAUUUUUUUGUCUUGAUCCUGCAAUUAUUUUUGAACAAGUUAAUGUUAACAGGAUAUGCAUUAUGGUGUCUCAUUUAUUUCCUGUUAUUGUACCAACAAAUGCAAGUUUUAUCCAAACGGUUAAUAGACUGCCUGAUUAAUUUAAUAAUCACUGUGAUACGUAAUUUCUGCUAGUUCCUGUCCAUGGUAAAUUGGAUUAAAUCAAAAUAAAGUUUUGGGGUUUUUUUCUUCCAGAAUUGACAGUUCAAGUCUGUCUUGUCAUACAGAAAGGAAGCAAACAGGCUGUAUUGUGACACUGACUAACAUGCAUUACUGUAGUUGCUGUUCAGUGUUUAUCAUUUUUACUUUGCAUGAAUCCAAGAACGAAAAUAAAAGGGACCCGAGUUGUCGUCAUUCCAAUGUACUCAAAUUAAACAGGAAGCUAAAACAUUCCAUCAGUGGGUAACACCUUUUUUUUUUUUAAUUAAAACUGUUAAUGCAGUUGGCAUAAAGGUGCUGUUAAAGAUCAGCUUAUACAAAUGUUAUUUUUGCCUCAUCUUUUUCAACCUAGUUCAACACAGGGAAGUGUACAGCAGUAAACAUGAGGUAAAUAAAAAUCUGAAAUUGAAAUGUAAACCUACUUUCAACUAAUUCAUGCUUUUAAACAUUUUUUUCCUUACUGUGCCAUUUUAUUUCCCUGAACAGUCCAUGUUUUAGUGAUGCUUUGUCUCAUUUCCAUCUAUUGAUCCAUUGCCUAAUGAUUAUGGAUCUGUACUUGUGGUAUUGACUAAGCUUGACAAUAUUCCCAUUUUUUGUUAAGUGAUUGUUGGGUCUUCUUGGCCACUGAUUAAACUUGGUCCUGGAUUAAAUUAGUGUUGGUCACUCUUACCUGGCAAAUCCUAAUUUCAGAUAAGAUUAAAAAAAAAAAAAAAAAAUAAAUACAGCUGAUAUCAUUAGAUCGAUUACCAUUGCUAUUGGAGGAUCUUGGAAAUGUCAAAUGAUUUCGACCUGCUAUUUUGAUUCAGUGUCACAAUACCUUGUCAUGUCAUCAUUAACAUUCCUCUUAGGUGUAGAACUCAUCUGUGUCCGACGGAAGACACGCCGUUCAUGCACUGAAGAAAAUCACAUCUCACGUUAGCUGAACAAACGACAGUUAUUCUACGCUUAAGAUUAAAAAUAAAAAGUACAGUAGUGAAUGUGGAGCCAAGCCUGUCUGUAUAUCUGGUAUCUCCGAUUGCUUUUGUUUUUACUGACCAGUAUUCUGCCUCCAGUUAGCUUCUGUGACGGUUUUAUCGCUUAGCGCACAUGUGGUUGUGAAAAAUUUAGACUAGAUUAAGAGAAAAAAGACCAAAAAAAAAAUAUCCUACUACAUCCCUGGUUAUUGACGUAAUACUAGAUUUGUGUAUGUCUUUUAAACAGUUAAACAGUUCUAGUUUCACCUUACAUGUUAUCAGAAGAAUUGUAAAAGACAAUUUAAAGUGAAAUAAAAGUUUUAUCAGUUCCAAA
Trichomycterus rosablanca is the source of this 2530-nucleotide messenger RNA. It is a transcript of the gene ywhaba, whose product is annotated as tyrosine 3-monooxygenase/tryptophan 5-monooxygenase activation protein, beta polypeptide a. Bases 121 to 855 code for a protein of 244 amino acids. NCBI's taxonomy places the organism in Eukaryota, Metazoa, Chordata, Actinopteri, Siluriformes, Trichomycteridae. The transcript is spliced from 6 exons. The record is from RefSeq and is a predicted model, not a curated record. Gene Ontology annotation, cellular component: cytoplasm. Gene Ontology annotation, biological process: signal transduction; intracellular protein localization.